AGCAUAUACUCAAGACGCAUCAGUCAAGUGACUUACGACUCGUGACUCGUCAGUGGUGAGUCUUGAGUGCCUUCAAUCACAAAUCUGAAUCGUGAAUAUAUCAUAAUGCGCGCACGCUGCGUGCACAUGUAUACCGCGAUUUCACUUGGCCCUUCCUCUGCGCGCACACGUAGAUUACACGGAAGCUCAUCACCGGAAGCUUGCAACACCAUCUCGAAAUCUUGCAGCGGGGUCCAUCAACUACGGGCUGACGCUCUCAACGCGCAGACUAAAGCGAGCUGCAUCGAUCUCCUCCAAGCCUGUGUCCGUCCAGCUGGCAACACAAGGAGAGAGAGGAGAGACAAAAGAGAGAGUGAGAGACGUGCAGAGCGCACACGAUCCAGCUGGUCGCCUACCCUUUGCUUGCCAGCGAGCUCGCGAAGUCAUGGCGGCCGCCAAGGGCAAAAAGGCCAAUGGUACAAACAAUGCUGCAAAGCCCCCAGCAAGCGGUGCGACCUCCACGAAGCUCUCUGAGGAAGCUUCCGCCGCUUUGCUAGGGGUGGCGCCUGAUGCGACGAAAUUGCCCGAAGCCCUCAAGGCCAAUGCUCCGGUGGAAGGGACCACUGCAGGUGUGCCAGGCUCCAAUGAUGCUGCCGGCCAUGUCUCACGAGCGCAAGUCCUCGUGACGAAGAGGAUCAAAGCGCUCACAAAGAAGCUGCAACGGAUGGAGAGCUAUCUGAACGCGGCUCCGGAGACCCUUGACGCCAACCAGAAGAAGAGUCUUGCAUCUAGAUCUGUCAUGGAGGCAGUCGUUGCCGAGCUUCAGGAAGUGGUCAAGCAGCUUGCAGCUACGGAGUCCGAGCAGAAAGCAUCUACAGAUGCAGACAAGAAGGUCCAGAUCGAAGUUGCCGCCGCUGUAGCCCGGGACGAAGCACCGAGCCAUCAAUCCCUUCAAAGGUCCUUCUUUGCAUUGCAUUCAUACAUCGCCGAUCGAGCCGGCUGGUCGGGCGCUCCUCCGUCGUUUGCGCCUCGCAGUGUGCCUGCUGCAUUGGAGAACAUCUCCGGAGACACGACCCAAGCGAUCAGAAUCCUCUUCUUGCGUCUCACUGCGCUCCCAACUUCCGACGAUGUGGCCUCGGCAGCUGCAGAGGGGGAGAUGGAAAGACGCUUGCAAGACGCCCAGAGGGCUCUGGACAGCUUGGUAAACUCGUCUAAUGAGGCCAUUGUACCAAGACUGACGCCCACUUAUUCGCAAGUGGUCGAUUUGAUCAAAGCCCUCGAGAAGCCAUCUGCUCCUGCUGUUGCUGCUUCUGAGCCAGCCCCGUUGGUGAACGGCAGCCUGCAUCAAGAGGACGUAACACAAUCGAGCUUGAACGCUGCUCAAGACGGCGUCAACUCUCAUGGGCGCGCUUCGAACGGCAUCAGCUUCUUGCAAGCAUCUGAAGUUGGUACUAGCAACCCUGGCGAGUACAACGCACCGGUGCCAAUUCUUCAGCCUGGCACAGGUCCGAGUGGCGUUCUUGCGCCCUCGACCUCCGAAACGGCACCGGAAGGUGGAGCAGCUGGUGACCUGGAGCCUCAACCUCACGUCUCGGCAGCUGAUCCGGCGUCUGGCGCGUCAGAAUCUGUGAACGUGGUGGCGGAAGCUGGCCAACAAGACGAGGUCCAAACGAAUGGCAAAGCGGCGGCGGACACGCCCAAGUUUAAUUGGGCUGACGACGAGGGGGACGACCUCGACGAGCCACCAGCAGAGUGGAGUACUCCGGCCACUGUAGCUGGUACACCGGCACGGGCUGCUAGCGGCACUGCCACGCCGCAGAUAUCUGCUCCUACCGUUUCCGCCGCUGUGAGCCAAAAAGUUGCUGCCGUGCAGGCUGAUGCAGCUCCUUCAGGGAUGCCCGCGAAUGGGCAAGCUCCUGCGGAUUCGUCGGCUGCUCCCACCAUCGACGCUAAGGGUGUCAGGACCAGUGCAGCGCAAACACCGAACCGACCAAACGACCCGAGGCGGCCUGCGCGAAUACCUCAAGUGGAUGAUGACGGGUUCGAGCAGGUGGUGUCGCGCAAAAAUGUGCGUGCCAACGCCAACGAGCGAGGAGGUUAUGCUGGACGUGGAGGAAGGGGGGACUUCAGGGCAAGAGGUAAGGGCGGCGAUGCGAGAGGACGAGGCAGAGGUGGCGCGUCUGGAGGAUGGGUCCCUCCUGCGCCGGGUGAUCAUCAGGGUCAUCAUUUGGGUGCUCAGAGGGGAAGAGGGCAGACGCAAGGUCAACAGAUGAGGGACAGAGGUCGCGGCGGACCUGAUGGUUCGGCUGCAGCUGCGUUGAGGUGAAUGUCGCUUUUCAGGGCAUCGUCAUCAACCGAUUGCCCGAGUCAAUACGAUGCAAGCCUUUAGGGUCACAUGCGAUAGCCAUCAGCGCGAUCAAGCUCGAUUGCCCCUGCCAGCCCUUCGGUGCUUUGUAUACGCAUUUGCGCAUCACUGUCUGUACUUCUCUCCAAUGACGCUGCCGAGCAGACUUGAGCUGUUCGCACAGCAUAAUCCAACCUGGCAAGAGUAACGCGUGAAACC
This is a messenger RNA of Ceraceosorus guamensis, 2542 nucleotides long. RefSeq lists its product as hypothetical. The record is from RefSeq and is a predicted model, not a curated record. The transcript has 6 exons. The coding region runs from base 425 to 2305 and encodes 626 amino acids. Lineage: Eukaryota; Fungi; Basidiomycota; Exobasidiomycetes; Ceraceosorales; Ceraceosoraceae.